AUGUAUUUAGGUAAAAUAAAGAUCGACUCCGUAUCCCAACUGGUACCUGCCCCUGCGCCUGUGAACAUCUCCACCCCCGUCAUCAAGUACAACAUGACACACAACGGCAGCCUCACCUUCUACAUGCCCCUGCGCGUGGCCCUGCCCACCGUCAACGUCAGCUCCAACCAGAGCGUGUUCCUCCGCGUGCCGCCCAUGAACUUCACCAUGCCGUACAUCAACGUCACCACGCCCAAGUUCUACGUCAAGCACAACUCCAGCCUGGUGGCUAACUGCCGGAACAUCAACAUCACCAGCAACCAGACUCUGCAGUUCAAGAUCCGUCCCAGCAACCUGUCCCUGCCGUUCCUGAACGUGAGCAGCCCGGACAUCUGCGCCUUCCACAACUCCUCCGUGUCCCUGAAGGUGCCAAUCCUGCGCCUGGCCACUCCCAGCCUGAACGUGACCGUGAACCAGACCGUGUACGGCCGCCUGCCCCGCGCCAACGUCUCCAUGCCCUUCCUCAACAUCUCCACCGUGGAGAUCGAGGCCGAGCACAACUCUCUGAUGAACCUGUCCACCCCCGAGUGCUGCAUUCUGGGCUUCUACGAUCUGGCCUACCUGAACAAGUUCAUCAGCACCCCCGAGAUGCAGGCCAACGUGACCCACAACGCCACUGCCUUCGUGAGCUUCAUGAACACCACCCUGUUCUGGAACCUGACCGCUCAGGCCGACAGGGUCCAGCUCAACCACACCGCGCGCAUCGAGAGCUGCUUCUGCACCUCCGUCAACGUCUACACUAACACUAGUGCCAGGUGCGAGAUCCCGUCCAUCAACAUCACCGUGCCUUACACCGGGUUCAACGUGUCCACUCCAUCCUUCAUCACCAACAUGACCCACCUGAUGAACGCCACCAUCGCUCUGGAAAGGCAGAACAUCACCUGGAACGUCACCGCCAAGGUCAACUCCACCUGCUUCGCGCAGAACGUCAGCAUCGUCAACGACUGGCAGCGCAUCGAGGCCGUCCACAACACCUCCAUCGGUGCCAACCUGACCUUCCUGGACUUCCGCAUCCCUUACGUCAACACUUCCAUCUGGAACGUCACCGGCAUGAACAGGACCACCUCCUACAACCAGCUGCAGUACCUCAACUUCUCCGGCGUGUGGCGCUACGACUUCGGUAAGAUCACCUGGAUCAAGGUUGAUCUGCCCAGGAUCAGGACCCCCAAGAUCCCCAUCCCCGAUCUGCAGAAGAUCCAGCUGCCCCAGAUCCCCGACAUGACCCCCCUGACCUACGCCAACAUCAGCACCCCAGAGAUCACCGUGCCGUGGUUCAACUACACCAUCCCCUCCAUCCGCCUGGGCGUCAACACUUCCAUCCCCGCCUUCCGCGUGCCGCUGACCAACUACACCACCCCGUCUAUCAACGUCAGCCUGACCACCCUUAACAUCUCUCAGUGGACCGUGCCCUGCACCAACCUGACCAUCCCCGAGAUGCGUCUGUCCCUGCCCGUGGAGCUGCUGCCCAACAUCACCCUGCCCAGGAUCCCCACCCAGGAGGAGGUCCAGCAGUACGUGCCCUUCCAGAUCCCCAGGAUGCCAAAGGUGAUCCCAUCUUACAAGCUGAACCUGCCCAAGAGGCUGCACCUCCCCAUCCCCGCAAUGGGUAACGCCAGCGUCUCCAUGGAGAUGAGGUCUCCCAUCUACAAUGUCUCCGCCGGAGCCGAACUCAGGAACGAGACCUCCAUCAUCGCCAGGGCCAACGCCACCGUCAACUGCACCCUGGAGUUCCUGAACUUCACCACCCAGGCUGAGGCCAACCUGACCAUCCCCCACUACAACGAGAUCAUCACCGGCCUGUCCUUCAACCACAGCCAGCAGUGGAUGCGCUGCAACUUCACCCACAACGCCUCCAUCGCCGUGGGCUGGGAGAAGCAGAACGUCACCUUCAACCACACCUUCUCGUGCCAGACCCCGGUCCAGCAGGUGCACCUGGCCCAGAACCUGACCGUGCGCAACAACCUGACUCACUUCGAGAUCUGGUCUAACGAGACAGCUGCCACCAACGCCACACUGCUGCAGUACAUCAGUCUCUACAACAUCUCUCUGUGGGACGUCCUUCGUCUGAACGAGACCUCCUCCCCCCAGCAGCUCCAGCGCGUUAACGUCACCACCUACUUCUGCUACAGCAAGUCUAACGAGACCUGGGAGUUCCCCAUCUUCAACUUCACCGCUCCCACCACCAAGCUUGGCGAGAUCAGGCUGAACACCACCUGGCUGUACGCCCUGGCUAACGCCACCUCCACCUACAUGAACGUCAGCCUGCCUUACAUCGGCAACGUCACCGAGCUCGCCUCUAACGUCACCUACUUCCUCAACACCACCGACCAGAUGCUGAACGCCACCGACUACCUGCGCAACGCCACCUACCUGGUGCUCAACUACACCCUGCCCGUCGUCAGGAACGUGACCGAGUACAUCUGGCGCCUGCCUUACGUGCCCCAGGUCUCCUACUUCGUCGGGAACAUGAGCCUGCCACGUAUGACUCUGUACCCCAAGAUCAUCGUGCCGGCUCUCGGAAACACCACCUUCAGGGUUAACGUGAGCUCCCCCGUGUACAACCUGACCCUGGACAGCCAGCUGGUGAACACCACCCUGGUGCAGAACAAGUCCGCCAUCGUGCACCUGCUCAACUGCACCGCCAACUCCACCCUGGACUUCCUCAACUUCACCAUGCAGAGCUACCUGAACGUGUCUCACGCCCACAACCUGACCGAGCUGAACAUCUCCGCCUCCGCGAACCUGACCCACCCUGACGUCACUGUCAACGUCACCAUGAACACCACCGGCAUCAACGUCACCGACAUCUGGUUCACCAAGUUCAACCACUCCCUGGUGGUCAACGUCACCGCCUACGACUGGGUCAACGCCACCAUGAACUUCACCAUGAGCAACAACACCGUGUACGCUAACCUGACCGUGCCCACCCUGGAGAGCUCCGUGGCUCUGCUGGCCCAGCGUAACGCUAGCGUGCUCAACGUCACUCUGUACCACCAGCAGAAGCCCGAGUACCGUAACAUCACCGCCUGGCAGCUGGCCGUGGCCCUGAACCGCUCCGACGCCGUGUCCUUCCGGUUCCGCCUGAACCCGGAGUCCCUGCUGCUCAGGCCCACCAACCUCACCUUCCAGCUCACCAAGGCCUUCUACCGCGCCAUCUGGAACCAGUCCCACCCCAUCAACAAGUACCCCCUCAAGUACAUCAACAGGACCAUCUCUGAGGCCAUCAAGGAGCCCAUCGUCCUGAGCUACAACUUCUCCAUGGACUGCGCCAACCAGACCCUGAACGUCUCCAUGUACGUGUUCAACUACACCGUCAACUACGUCCUGGACAACUACAACGCCACCGUGACCUCUGCCCUCAACACCACGCUCCACCUGGCGAACUACACCAUGAACUACACCCUGGAGCUGGUCAACAAGACCCUGAACUACUCCAUCGAGUCCCUGAACAACUUGACCUUCACCAUCCCCCAGAUCAACGUCACCAUCAAGGGAUCCGAGAUCGUCGGCAACGUCACUCAGCUCAUCCAGAACGUCACCCGUUACUCUACCAAGCUGCAGAGGAACGCUACCCACCUGAUCGGUAACCUGACCCAGCUGGCCAUGAACGCCUCCUACUACGGCUACAACGUCACCGAGAACGUCAUGCGCAACGUCACUCGCUUCAUCGACGGCAACCUGCCAGUUGUCAGCUGGGCCUGGCGCUAUUGGGACCCCAUCAACUACAGCAUCAGGCUGGCCAACUCCACCAUCCAGUACGCCCGUAACGUGAACUACACCGACGCCAGCCAGGUCGCCAUGGCCAUGACCGAUCUGGCCAUCAACCGUACCCUCAACUACACCGUGGAGUACGUGCCUCAGGUUACUGAGUGGGCCGUGAACAAGACCUGGGAGACCACCUCCUACGCCGCCAAGUACGCCACCGACUACGUCGUGCAGUCCUCCAACGGCAGCAUCGAGUUUAACCUGUACCACCCCUUCAACUGGACCCGCUUCGACGAGGUUCCUUCCGUGAGCAACAGGACCGCCGACCUCCUGAGGCAGACCGCUGAGAUGAUGACGGCCAUGUGGCGCUCCCCCAUGUCCGCUAUGCGCGAGAUCCCACCUUUCGACAGGACCUCCAUCACCUUCGGUCAGCACGUCCUCACCUGGGACGAGCACCUGUACGACGUGCCCCAGGCCGCCUCCGACGACUGCGUCUACGUCCUGGCCCGCGACUUCGACGACGGCAACUUCACCAUCCUGAGCAGCAAGGAGGGCAUCACCGUCCAGCUGCCCACCGCUGUGGUCGAGAUUAACAAGGAGAACCACGUCAGGGUUGACGGCUCCAAGCAGCCCACCGAGCUCCCCUACCAGAGCGAGGAGAAGAAUAUCACCAUCCUGCGCCAGGGACCCUACGUGAACAUCACCACCCGCGACGGCGUGUCCGUCCGCUGCGACGCCAUCAACGAGAUCUGCGUGUACAACAUCUCCGGCUGGUACCACAACAAGACCCUGGGUCUGCUCGGCACCAACGACAACGAGCCCGCCACCGACUUCCGCCGCCCCGACGGGUCCGUCACCGACCGCGAGGAUGCCUUCGUCAACUCCUACGAGGUCACCAAGACCAAGAACUGCAAGAUCGACAGCGAGAGGAACGUCGCCAAGGGCAAGUUCGCCGCCAUCACCGACUGCUACAUCCCCGAGUCUCCCAAGUGUGACGAGCUCUUCAGCCGCGAGAACUACGCCUCCAAGUUCAGGCGUUGCUUCCAGGCCGUCGACCCCGAGCCGUUCAGGCAGGCCUGCAAGAGCGACUCCAAGAGGUGCAACCUAAAGGAGCCCAAGAAGAGCAUCUGCACCGUGACCGCCGGCUACAUCGCCGCCUGCGAGGCCAAGGGCAUCAGGAUCGAGCAGGAAGAAGUCUGCGCAUCCUGUGAGGAGGACAAGCAGCCCGGAGACAGGUGGAACAGGAGGGCCGCCCGCAAGGCCGAUGUUGUCUUCGUGGUGUCCGAGAGCCGCAAGAUGAAGGACCGCUACGGCAAGCCCGAGGAGCAGCUCCUGAGACUCGCCCAGGCCGUCGUCAAGAACCUCGAGCAGAACAAGUUCAAGGAUGUUGAGUUCGGAAUCGUCGCCUUCGCCGGCAAGGAUGUCCACCGUGAGCCCCAUGUCCACACCAUCAAGGGCGAGCUCUUCAAGCAGGUCAGCCAGCUCCAGCGUGGCCUCAACGAGCUCAGAUUCGAGGGUGAGGAGCCCAUGGAAGCUUUCGAGGCCAUCAAGCUGGCCUCCACCUACCCCUUCCGCGCCGAGGCCGCGAAGACCAUCAUCGUCUUCGACCACGAGGAGAGCCUGUACUACAACGAGCUGGCCGAGAUCGUCGACAUCCUGGGAGAGAACUCCAUCACCAUGAACGUCGUCUGCGACUACGCCAAGAUCGACCGCAUCAGCAAGAAGAAGUCUUCUCCUGUUGUUGGCCUGACCGGCAAGGGUGUUGUUCUCCGUGACGAGAAGAAGGGCAAGUCCAAGUCCAAGUACGCCGAGAAGCUCAGCCUGCCCGCCGGACAGUACGUCAAGCUGGCUAAGACCUCCGGAGGCUCCAUCUUCUCCCUGGACACCUUCCUGAAGGGCCACAAGGACUCCUCCGCCAUCAUCAGCGAGCAGAUCGCCGAGCAGCUCCAACCGCAGGUCGAGCCCUCCGCCAAGAAGCAGUGCGUCUGUGUGCGCGGCAUCAACGGCGAGGGAGUCACCAAGUGCAGGAGCGUCUACUAAGUAUAACAUCACCAACACAAGACCUCGGAAGACCAUUUCGACUGUCAUAAAGAAACACCGUAGUUGUUGAUUAGAAUUCGUUCUGUAUUUAAUCCACUUUUGAGUUGUCUUUAACACCACUAACAACUGCACAACCAAUUUUCCUGAAUACAAAAGUAGUAGAGCAUAUAAAAAAGUGUGUCCUGGUUUUAUUUCGUGUUGGGCAUGUGAUAGGUACUUACCGAAAAACUUUACGUUAAGAAAAAAUAUGUGUAUUUAAUUGUUAUGUUGCUAUUAUUAAAGAGCUUUUCUAUGCA
Messenger RNA from Branchiostoma floridae (Florida lancelet), 6080 nucleotides. RefSeq lists its product as uncharacterized. NCBI's taxonomy places the organism in Eukaryota, Metazoa, Chordata, Leptocardii, Amphioxiformes, Branchiostomatidae. The record is from RefSeq and is a predicted model, not a curated record.